Kockovaella imperatae is the source of this 1293-nucleotide messenger RNA. RefSeq lists its product as hypothetical. The record is from RefSeq and is a predicted model, not a curated record. The transcript has a single exon. NCBI's taxonomy places the organism in Eukaryota, Fungi, Basidiomycota, Tremellomycetes, Tremellales, Cuniculitremaceae. Bases 1 to 1293 code for a protein of 430 amino acids.
AUGACACUCCCGAGCAUUGGUCCAAAUACGAGUGAUCGAGAACUUACCUCGUCUCACAGGAUCGAGCUGGAUCAGCUAUCCCAAACCCUCAAGUCGGUCCGAGAGCAACUCGCGCCUCCUUCGACCUUGUUUCCGAAGAUCGAUGCUCUAUCCGUUGAGCCAUCCCGGGUCCAUCACUCAACGCCUGCGCCACUUCCAACCUGGUCCCCUUCUCCUGGCCUCACAGCCCCUAGUACACCUCGCAGGACCUCUCGAGAUCAAAUUGGAUCGCUUCGACCUAAAUUUAGUACGCGACUCUCUUCCGCCUUGAGACUAUCGAAAAACCUCUCAAACAUCGGCAAGAGGAAGAAAUCAUCUUUCCAGAUCGAAUCUCAAGGACUCCUAGCGGACCUCAAUGAUGCUUCUCCUCUCGGAACACCAAGUCCACCACUUUCGUCGCCUGGAACUGAAUCAGAGCCCAUUUCAGCACCGGGGUCGUGCCGGAAGCACUCUGCUGUUUCGGAUACUACUCUCGUCGAUCGAGAUAGCGCUACGUCUCUUCUGGACACGCUUGCACCUUUGAUCUCGGGCAUCCAGCAGGCAUCAAAGAGGAUCACAGAGUCGACUUUUGACCAAAUUGAGAAUGAGGCAGUUGAGAAUCGACAGCGAUUUACAACCCUCUGCGCAGAGACCGUGACAUUCCUGAUAUCGCUCAUCGGUGAGAAGCGUUCUCCAUGCCUCGAGAUCGACCACGAGGAGGAUAUGCGUAAGCUCAUGGUAAUGGCUUUGGUCAAGAAAGUCGAGUUCGAAAUUCAAGCCGUCAGUCAAAAUCUGGAUGCAAGCGUCACGCCCGACUUGCUGCCGGUAGCUUCUCCCAGUCUGCUGUCCACGCCCCCACAAGUCACAGCAUUGUCCCGAUCCAGAUCCAGAUCCAGAUCCAGCUCGAGCGCUUCAUCUUCCAUCGCGGGGGAUCAUCCUUCAAACCCAUUCGUGUUGCACACCACGUCCCUUCAGUCAGGUCACCAUGCCAAGCCCCCAGCUCGUCAAUCGACGCCUGGUCACAGCUUGGGUGUGGACAGCGAGUUGACGCUUGGCGGUCGUAAACAAAGUGUCAGUAUACCUAUUGGCAGUGGCGAUCCCGCCGGAGCCAAUGUGAAUCCUCCAGCUCAUCCUGGAUCUUUCUACGCUUUUGUCGGUGGUGCGCAAUCGAGUCUAUGGGCAACAAAUGUCAGAUUGGCGAGUUUUCAGAAUUCUCUGUUGUUCAGUCCAAGUCCGAUCGCUGUGAGGAGAGUUGUAGGAUACGGAGCGAGAUGA